AGCAGUGGGGUCGAUGUGUGUGUGUGUGAGGUUGUGUGUGAGUGGGGUGUAUGGUUGAUGCAUAGCAAGUGGAUCCAUAGCUACCAAGGCUGAAUGCCCAAACAGUCAGUCAGUGUAAAUAAAGCAGACUUCCUGGGAAAGUGGGAUCUCAAGUGACGUAUGGUGGAGCAUUAGGUUAGCUGGCAGCGUUGCUUGUGGACCUCUAAGCUACAACCAAAUCUCAUCCGACAAGACCUCUGCAUCUUGGAAAGGAACUGUGAUAUACUAGGAGCUGUGCUUCAGUCAAUCAGGGCAGCACAAGAGAGAGAGUGCAGGACAGCAGGAGCGAGAGGGAACGUGCAAGAGAGAGAGAGUGAGGGAGAAAAAAAGAGAGAGCGAGAGUGAGUGGAGGAGAGAGAGCGAGGGAGAGAUAGGAGGAGAGAAUUCUGCUGAAUGGAAGCAUUUUUGGUGGAUGGGAUAAAACCAACCAUGGAAACUACAUCAGAAGAUAACCAAGAGCAGAGCCAGGAGAAAAAAGGUUGCUUUGAGUGCUGCAUCAAGUGUCUGGGCGGGGUGCCGUAUGCGUCACUGGUGGCCACAAUCUUGUGUUUCUCCGGCGUGGCCCUGUUCUGUGGCUGUGGCCAUGUGGCCCUUACCGGCACCAUCAGCAUCCUGGAGAACCACUUCUCCAAGAUCACCUCUGACCACGCUAUGCUGACUGACGUAAUACAGCUGAUGCAGUACGUCAUCUAUGGCAUCGCCUCCUUCUUCUUCCUCUAUGGGAUCAUCCUGCUGGCCGAGGGCUUCUACACCACCAGCGCUGUCAAGGAGCUGCACAGCGAGUUCAAGACUACCAUCUGCGGGCGCUGUAUUAGUGGGAUGUUUGUGUUCCUGACCUACAUCCUGGGUAUUGCCUGGCUGGGUGUAUUUGGUUUCUCCGCCGUGCCCGUCUUCCUCUUCUACAACAUGUGGUCCACCUGUGCCGCCAUGAGGUCACCAGUCGCCAACUUCACCAACGUGGACUCCAUCUGCGUGGACGUUCGUCAGUACGGUAUCAUCCCCUGGAACGCUACACCAGGCAAGGCUUGUGGGUCCACACUAGGAGACAUCUGUAAUACUAGUGAGUUCUACCUGUCCUACCACCUGUACAUUGUAGCAUGCGCUGGAGCCGGGGCCACCGUCAUUGCUCUGAUCCACUUCCUCAUGAUUCUCUCAGCAAACUGGGCCUACCUAAAGGACGCCAGUCACAUGCAUGCCUACCAAGACAUCAAAAUGAAGGAAGAGCAGGAGCUGCACGACAUCACCUCUCGCUCAAAGGAAUGUCUCAAUUCCUACACAUAAGGAUUACGCCCUCGUCCGCCCCUUACACCUCUAUGGCUACACACACACACACACACACACACACACACACACACGCAGCCGCACCCAGGCUAGCUCAUGCGGCCUACCGGCCCAAGAGAACACUCAGCUCCCAUAACCUGCCAGCUGCCCUCAUGCAGCACAGUAACACAGCUCCUAACAAACUAAUGCAUCAAUGUCGCUUUCUGCAACUAACUAACCAAGACGUGUCGGAACCUCUGUUUUGUGUUUUGUAUGUGAAUAUACUUUUGUUUUUAUUUUUCUAAUUGUCGAAGAAGACAAAUACACCGUUUAGAAAAAUGCUUUUUUUUGUUUUCUUCCUAAUCAGUCUUUGCUGGUGAAGCUUGAAACAUUGCACUAUUCUAACACAAGAAUGUAAAGAAAUAGUGAAACUUGUUUUAGAGUGUUCUGUUAUGAUUCUGGCCUGACUGUUGGCCAUUUAUGAAUAAGAGAGAGCAGGAAGUUCGUGUCAGCGAGAAGAGAAUCUGAUUUUUUUAAAUCAAAGAUGCAGUUUUGAUAACACUUCAUAGCACAACAUGAAACGCCUUACAAAAUCACAGUUAUAUUAAAUGUGUUAUUUUUAAUUGCACACUUGUUUGGUCCUCCUGGCUUUGAAUGGAGAGAAUAUAAGGAAGAGGAAUAUGAAGGCACAACAACAUUCCAUUGUAGAACAGAACAUGCAUUUGUUGGCUUCAUUGACAAUGUAUUUAUGUUACCCCUCUGCCCAUUAAAACUACGUUAGGUUUAGAUGACUUUUCUCUUGAUAGUAGUUUUCCUAUUUUAGGGCUGACAUUGAGUUGAAAUAGGUAUGCUAAUUCUGAUUCUAGAAUUUCACCAUUUACAUUCAUCACGUGCAUAAAUAAUGAUGCAAAAUACUAAUUCCCUCAGGUGUACAAUAGUGGGCCUACGUAGGUACACUUUAUGUACAUACACAGGUAUUUUACUUAACCACGUGCCCAUGUAACUGUAAGCAAAACCGUGGUGGUUUCAGAUUUUAGUCCUUUUGGAAGGCAGAAUACCUUACACUAAAAUACAUGUAAAGACUUUUUAAACUCUGGCAAGUGAAUGGUGCCAACAAGAGUUAUACUGUUAGACUGACCAAAAUAUUUCAUCACCAAAGUGUGAUACCAUGAGUAAUAAUUAGUAUCAUUUUUGUUUAUUAAAUGCAGCAUUUUUAUAGCCAGUCUACAUAUAAUUUAAAAUGUCAUGGUUAAUGUCUUUGUGAGAUGAAAAAUAAAUUUCAAAUUUGACAAUAGAGCAUGAGGAUGGUAUACUACCCUGUUGGACAGUGGGGCUUGUACAUCCAAAUUAUUGUUGGGAUGAAUAAAUGCUUCCUAUUGUAUAGUGUAUAUCUCUCACAGUUAAUUCCAAAUUCCCAUGUGACUUGAAGUUCCCUUUUGCGAUUGUUAAAUGUUCAUCCCUAUAACUACAAGAUACAGGAUGCUUACAUUUUACUUGGUUGAGAAAAAAAUGGCUAUCUGUAACGAAACAUUAUUUGAUUGAAUGUGAUGUGCUUUGUUACCAUGGUAGACCUUACGAUUUAGACAGUGCAAGUAAGAUGUGUGAAUGUUAUCCCUUCUACAUCCAGGCUAACUCAGUCUUAGGAUGUGGAUCUACAAAAAAAUCAGUGCUUGUAUGUGUACAGUGUAAAGAUGUUACAAGUCAGGAAUCUUUUUGUGAUGUUUCAAAUCUUGUUUUUUAUUGAAUAUAUAACCACUUAAGAAAAAAAGUUUCAAAAUCUCUUCAAUUGCAUUUCAGUAUUGUUUUUGACAUGCAAUUGUUAAAAUAGUGACAUAAUUACUGAUGUAAUAUUUUUCUGUUAGGUAGAGGAGACACAGGGAUAUUGAUGUUUAUUCAUUAUUGCAUGAAGGAGAAAACUGUUUCUGCAGUGAUACAGGUGAUGUGUAGUCAUUUGUACUGACAACUAUGGUAGGCAGUGUUUGCCUGUUUCCUUUUUUUUCUUUUUCUAACAGAGAACAAAUUAAUCCAUUGUAUGUCCAUUGUAUGGCAUAGUAGUCCUAGGUGUUUCUUAGUUCUUAUUUUUCCAAGUCUGAAGUAUAUGAAUCCUCUGUAGUAUUUUGUAACCUAAUAGUGUACCCCAUUUUUUCUAUGAGUGUCAAGGGCUUCCUUGUGAAUUUAUUUCAAGUGAUACUUAACGCCUCACAGUAUUAUGAAUAUUAAUCAUCACCAUAUAAUUGAAAAUGGCAAUCUGACCAUGAAUAGAAUACGGUUCAGACAAAGUUUAUAAGCCACUGUAAGUGUUGAUUGACAACAUCUUAUUUUGUGAACAAAGCGGUCUCAGAAAUAUUGUAGAACAGAUUCAAAAGUGGCCUGCAGGAAGAUGACUGAUGUGAAGUGAAUUACUUUGAUCAUACAGUCUCAUUAUACAGUGCUUCCUGUGAAAAAAGUACCAAAAAAUAAUAGAAAUCAAAAUGGCUACCGAUCAAUCCCCAGGAGGACACCAAUCCAACAUCCUGUCUGACUGGGAUCCACUCUGACAUUUCUCUCUCAACCAGCCUGUUAACUGUUUUUAUGAAAAUAAAAAAGACUAAAAUGAACUCCA
Molecule: messenger RNA, 3901 nt
Organism: Coregonus clupeaformis (lake whitefish)
Lineage: Eukaryota; Metazoa; Chordata; Actinopteri; Salmoniformes; Salmonidae
Product: neuronal membrane glycoprotein M6-b
Exons: 7
Coding region: 433-1320 (295 amino acids)
Biological process (GO): central nervous system myelination; axon development
Cellular component (GO): plasma membrane; myelin sheath
Molecular function (GO): structural constituent of myelin sheath
Source: RefSeq, a predicted model, not a curated record